AUGGAAAACAAUCCAAAUGAGGAAUUUGUCUUUCUUGCCUACAACGACCACGCACUUCGUACCAAUAAAAAAAAUGUCCAGUAUGUAGACAGAAGUUUCUAUAACUACGGGGCUCAUGAAAAGGGAGUCAUGGGAUGGGCAAUGGAUCCAAAUAAUCCUGACGAAAGGAGUAAAGGGCAUAAUAAUCCAGCACACACUGCCAAAAUGGCCAGUCCAGUCAACUCCUGGAGGAACAUUUAA
Molecule: messenger RNA, 240 nt
Organism: Cavenderia fasciculata
Lineage: Eukaryota; Evosea; Eumycetozoa; Acytosteliales; Cavenderiaceae
Exons: 2
Coding region: 1-240 (79 amino acids)
Source: RefSeq, a predicted model, not a curated record